This is a messenger RNA of Polistes canadensis, 587 nucleotides long. It is a transcript of the gene Cpr49Ah, whose product is annotated as endocuticle structural glycoprotein SgAbd-8. The coding region runs from base 123 to 587 and encodes 154 amino acids. Gene Ontology annotation, cellular component: chitin-based extracellular matrix. The record is from RefSeq and is a predicted model, not a curated record. Lineage: Eukaryota; Metazoa; Arthropoda; Insecta; Hymenoptera; Vespidae. Gene Ontology annotation, molecular function: structural constituent of chitin-based larval cuticle. The transcript has 3 exons.
UCCACCUGAAAGUAUCUUCGUUCAUUUAAGAUUCUUUUAGUGAGAAAGCAAAUUCUUCAUUUUCUUAUCUAAUUAAAAGUGUUAUUAUUAUUAUUUUUGAUACUUCGAUCAUUCGUAAUAAGAUGAAAAGUGUGAUAUUAAUUAUGAUCUUGGGCUUGGCAAUAGCCCAAGAACAAAAUUAUCGUAAUAAUUAUCAAGAAGAUGAACGACAAAAUCCAUCUGGUACCGAUAAUAGACGUGGUUCAACUACAACACCGAUUCCUAUUUUACAUUGGAAUAAACAACAAGAACACGAUGGAACAUAUAAAACUAGUUACGAAACUGGGAAUAAUAUCAUUGCCGAGGAAAGUGGUUACAUCAAAACGGUAGGUGAAGGUGCAGAACAAGGAGAGGCAUUGGUACAACAGGGCAGUUAUUCCUACAUGAGUCCUGAGGGCCAGUUGAUCACCAUUCAUUAUACUGCAGACGAAACAGGCUUUCACGCAUCCGGUGAUCAUAUUCCCACGCCACCACCAGUAAGCGAAGAAAUUCAGAAAGGCCUCGACCUCAUCUUUGCAGGCAUUCGACAACAAGAGGUAAUUACGUAA